GCGGAGAAGCAGAAAGUUGUGUUGUGGUCAGCGGUCCACGCCUCCGCGCUCAUACAGUAUAGUUAGAGAAAGAGAAACAAGAGCUGAACUGUUGAAGACACAGAUUCAGAGGCUGAAAUUUUCAGAAUCAGGAACUGAUUUUCAGCAGAGAAUUGGAUAAAGCUUUGCUAAUGGAAAUGAAUACGCACUAUUUCAAUUCUUCUCCUGCACUUGCCUACCCAGCUUAAAUUUCCUUCUGUAAACAUAUUAGGACAUUGCACCAAGAGGAAUGUUAAGCUGCUGAAAUAGGUUACAUAUAAGAAGAUGGUGUUCAGAAGACGUUCCGGUAUUGAGCAAACAUCAUCUGGUACCACACAGAAAUGCAGCAAGGAGAGAACUCACCGCUGUUUGGAGUGUGGAAAGAGUUUUACACAACAGAGUACUCUGAAAAUACACCAGCGCAUUCACACAGGAGAGAAGCCGUAUCACUGCACAGAGUGUGGGAAGAGUUUUAAUCGUCAGAGUCAUCUCCAAGAACACCAGCGCGUUCACACAGGAGAGAAGCCGUAUCACUGCUCAGAGUGUGGGAAGAGUUUUAAUCAUCAAAGUAAUCUCAAAACACAUCAGCGCAUUCACACAGGAGUUAAGCCAUAUUAUUGUUCAGAGUGUGGAAAAAGCUUUAAUCAUCAGAGUCAUCUCAAAACACAUCAGCGCAUUCACACAGGAGAGAAGCCGUAUUCCUGCUCAGAGUGUGGGAAGAGUUUUAAUCGACAGAGUCAUCUCCAGCAACACCAGCGCAUUCACACAGGAAAGAAGCUGUAUUCCUGCUCAGAGUGUGGGAAAGGUUUUAAUCGUCAGAGUUCACUCCAACAACAUCAGCGUAUUCACACAGGAGAGAAGCCGUAUCACUGCACAGAGUGUGGGAAGAGUUUUAGCCUUCAGAGUUCACUUCAACAUCACCGGCACAUUCACACAGGAGUUAAACCAUAUUACUGUUCAGAGUGUGACAAAUGUUUUAAUCAUCAGAGUUCUCUCAAAACACACCAGCGCAUUCACACAGGAGAGAAGCUGUAUCACUGCUCAGAGUGUGGGAAAAAUUUUAAUCAACAGACUUCUCUUCAAGAACACCAGUGCAUUCACACAGGCGAGAGGCCGCAUCACUGUCUAGAGUGUGGGAAAAGUUUUACUCGUCAGAGUUCGCUCCGAGAACAUAAGCGUAUUCACACGGGAAAGAAGCUAUAUCACUGCUCAGAGUGUGGGAAGAGUUUUAAUCGUCAGAGUCAUCUCCAACAACACCAGCGCAUUCACACAGGAGAGAAGCCUUAUGACUGCUCAGAGUAUGGGAAGAGUUUUAAGCUACAGAGUCAUCUCCGACAACACCAGCGCAUUCAUAGAGGAGAGAAGCCAUAUCACUGCUCAGAGUGUGGGAAGAGUUUUAAUCGUCAGAGUAAUCUCCACCAACACCAGCGCAUUCACACAGGUAUUAAACCAUAUCACUGCUCAGACUGUGGGAAGAGUUUUAAUCAACAGAAAAAUCUCCAACAACACCAGCUCAUUCACACAGGAGAGAAACCGUAUUACUGCUCAGAGUGUGGAAAGAGUUUUAAUCAUCAGAGUACUCUAAAAAAACAUCAGCGCAUUCACACAGGAGUUAAACCAUAUUACUGCUCAGAUUGUGGAAAGACCUUUACUCAGCAGAGUCAUCUCCAACGACACCAGCGCAUUCACAGAGGAGAGAAGCCGUAUCAGUGCUCAGAUUGUGGGAAGAGUUUUAAUCAACAGGUUCAUCUCCGGGAGCACCAGCGCAUUCACACUGGAGAGAAGCCAUAUCACUGUUCGGAGUGUGGGAAGAGUUUCAGGCAUUCAAAGACUGUGAAGACACACAAGUGCACUAAGGGCAGUGGUGGAAAUUAGCAGUAAUGAGUGUAACCUUAACAUAUUCUGGGACUAAAAGUCUGCAGGGAAUUGUUUUUCCAGCUCAGAUUUAAAAAAAUCCUGAUAACUGUUUUUUAGAGAAGAAAUCUGCAUUUUGUUGUUUUACCCUGUUUCUAAUACAUGAUCAUACAAAGCAAUAUUUAUGAGGAAUAUUAAUAAUAUGGUGAAAACAGUUGAGAUGCUCCACAUUCAAUAUUUUGUUUACUUUCUAAUUUAGUAUAUUUAAGCUUGUAUAGUGUAUCUAUUGCAAUAAUGUAAGUUAUGUCAAAUAUUUGAUAGUGUGCUUAGCUUCUUGAGACCCUAAAGUGGCUUUUGCUCCUUUGAUUUUUAUGUUAAUUAGUUAAUGCUUGUUGUGGUGAAGGUGCCACUUUGUCUUCCUUUUUAAUCUUUAGGAGAUGUUAUCUGUAUGCUGUAUGUUCGGAUUGUUCUUUUUGAGGACUGUAAUUAAGGAGAUAUGACCCUGAAGACUGCGGCAGUGAAGUUUUUGCUGUCCUGUGCAAAACUGAACAGCUAUAUAUAGGAGACACAGGAGUAUAAAAAACUGCAAGAAAUCAAGCUAUCUGAGUAACAUGCUGGUGACCUCUCCUCGGUAUGGUCUACGUAUGCCUGUUUUUAGCUGCAUAAAGUUGAAUACAGGCCAGACGACAGCACAUUAACUUUCCAUUACUCUUUUCAGAGACUUUAGAGACUGUUGAUUUUCUUUUUGAUGCUUGGAGAGUGACUGUUCCCUGAGAUGGUCGCAGUGACAUGAGAUAAGGACUUGUUUAUACCCAUCUCCAGUCUAUCCCACCAGAUAUGUCAGCUGAUGGUACAGGAGUUGGUAUCUCCAUCAUAAGUGCUGGAAAAAUCAUGGAAUUUCAUGGACUUUUCGAGCUAAACCUAAGGAAAUGAAGAACGAUGUCCAUCUAAUCAUGAUGACGCAACGUGUCUGUAUAUGUGUUAAAACAAGAUGCUAAACACUUUUUACAAAUGAAACUGAUGUACAUGUUUGCACAUGAGAAUAUGGGGUGACAGAGGAGUAUCUAUCUAUCUAUCUAUCUAUAUCUAUAUAUCUAUCUUUGUCUCUCUUCUCCCUCUCUUAGUUUUACUUGAUUUACUUGAUUGAUUUUUUUGUCUUUAAACUUUUGUCUUUGUUAAGCCUUUGGUGUUAGGUUUUGGGUGUUUUUAUAAACAUGUUAACUUGUUGAGAUUAUUUUUCUCCAUUUUUUUUUCUCUAUUUUUAUUUGUUAAAUAAUAUUUCGUUUUUAUAUUGCUGUAAACGUGAAAAAAUCUAUAACAUUUUUUAUCUGUUUUUCUCUUAAUUCACUGUGUGGUCUAUUCUUUAGUUUUUAGAAUAUAUCACGUCACAAAUAAUAAAUGGGUGUUUUUCUUUAGCUUCUAAUA
This is a messenger RNA of Colossoma macropomum (tambaqui), 3297 nucleotides long. Its product is annotated as zinc finger protein 420-like. The transcript is spliced from 3 exons. Gene Ontology annotation, biological process: regulation of transcription by RNA polymerase II. NCBI's taxonomy places the organism in Eukaryota, Metazoa, Chordata, Actinopteri, Characiformes, Serrasalmidae. The record is from RefSeq and is a predicted model, not a curated record. Gene Ontology annotation, molecular function: DNA-binding transcription factor activity; RNA polymerase II cis-regulatory region sequence-specific DNA binding. The coding region runs from base 304 to 1893 and encodes 529 amino acids.